Molecule: messenger RNA, 1086 nt
Organism: Porites evermanni
Lineage: Eukaryota; Metazoa; Cnidaria; Anthozoa; Scleractinia; Poritidae
Source: the annotation of a GenBank genome assembly
AUGCAUAAGUGUGUCAAUGAAAGCGUCACACAAAUCGCUUCUCUUGAUUUUUCUGAAAACACAGAGGGUACUUCAGAUCAUCAUGCUGAUGCAGCAAAUGUAGAGAUGGAGCCUGAAGAUGCUUCACCGGCCUUUGUAAGCGGAACACUUGAAUCGCACCACAUUGAGAAUGGGGCAUCCACACCAGGCAUUAGUGCUGAAACUCAGACAGAAGUGUUCGAUUAUCUCUUCCGGAAAACAAGCAAUCAUGAAUUACCUGAUGUGUAUGCUGAAACCCAAAUGCAGGCGUUUGAUUAUCUGUACAGGAAAUCAAGAGAUUCUGAAGCACCUGAUAGGGACGUGGAAACUGAGACAGAAGAGUUCAACUACUUCGUCCCAAAGAGAAGUGAAUAUGAAGCUCCAGACAAGGAGUUUUUCAAGUCAGAUGGAAGGGUGCGAUUUUACACAGGACUUCCGUCCUAUGAAGUUCUCAUAGUGAUGUUUGAACAGGUUGCACCUCACGUUAAUCGCCGCACUCAAGCCCUUAACAAAUUUCAAGAAUUUGUUACGGUGCUGAUGAAGCUGAGAUUAGAUAUGCUAUUUCAAGACCUGGCCUACAGAUUCACUGUAUCUAUUGCUAGAAUCUCACCUAUUUUCUCGGCUUGGAUGGUGGUGAUAGAUGCCAAGUUAUUUCCUCUUGUUUAUUGGCCAGAACGAGAACAGUUGUGGCAUACCAUGCCAAUGUCUUUUCAGUAUGCAUUCGGGAAAAAGGUCACCGUCAUCAUUGACUGUUUUGAGGUUUUUAUUGAAAGGCCUACAAAUCUACUAGCCAGGGCUCAAACCUUUUUGUCUUACAAGCGCCACAACACUAUAAAAAUUCUUAUAGGAAUUACCCCUCAAGGAAGCAUAUGCUAUGUAUCUGAAACUUGGGGAGGCUGCACAUCUGACAAGUUCCUUACAGAGAACUGUGGAUUUUUAGAACAUUUGUUACCUGGGGAUAUGGUGAUGGCAGACAGGGGGUUUACUAUUACAGAGUGUUGGCCUAAAGCAAGCAACAUUGGUUAUUCCGGCAUUCACCAAAGGAAAAUCCCAACUAGACCCAGCUGA